Molecule: messenger RNA, 2135 nt
Organism: Wyeomyia smithii (pitcher-plant mosquito)
Lineage: Eukaryota; Metazoa; Arthropoda; Insecta; Diptera; Culicidae
Gene: C15
Product: T-cell leukemia homeobox protein 3
Exons: 4
Coding region: 464-1507 (347 amino acids)
Biological process (GO): animal organ development; regulation of transcription by RNA polymerase II
Cellular component (GO): nucleus
Molecular function (GO): DNA-binding transcription factor activity, RNA polymerase II-specific; RNA polymerase II cis-regulatory region sequence-specific DNA binding
Source: RefSeq, a predicted model, not a curated record
UUCGACCAGUCAAGCCAAAGUCGCUUUAGUUCAGUCGCUGUUUUGAUUGUCACUCGCGCGCAAGCUGUCUGUGAUUCGGUCCGUUUCGUUUCGUGCCCACUCGAGGAACACAUCCUUUCUGCCUUCGAUUGUGUGCUUGAAACGCCUGUCACAUUUAUUGGGUAUAUGUGAGAUGAUUACGGCUGGAGAAGAUUGAAUUGAAUUCGAGAGUGUUGGCCGAGGUUAAUCGAGAAAAAAAUACGGGAAUUAAUUAGGCGUGACACUUUUGCCAGUGUGAAGUGUUUUAUUUGGUGAUUUUUCGGUGUGUUCCGAUUGAUGACAUCUCUUCGUGGAGGAUGUUUUGAAUAGUGAAACGGUAACACUGUCCAGGGGUGCAAAGUGCACAAAGAAAACGCGAUAUUUAGGGGAUUUUCCAGUCGGUGCGUGUGCUGUGAAAACAUUCAAAAUUCCGCCGCUAUCGAUAAUGUCGUCCACAACGCACGAUGAAGAAGACCUGGACCACGACCAGGAGAUUAAUGUGGACGCGGACUCGGACUCGCACUCGCGGAUGUCGUACAACAGUGGUGGCGGGUCCGAAGACAUCGACCUGGAUGGCGACGGCAAUGGCAGCUCCUGCUAUGAUGAACCGGAUGGCAUCACCAGCGAUCAUCAUCACCAUCAUCACCUCCACAACGCCCGCUCGGAGCACCAAAUAACGACAUCAGCCUCGCCGACGACACGAUCACCAAACGAAAGUCUAACUUUCAGCAUAUCCCGACUGCUGUCGAAGCCAUACGAUAAGGACAGUCAUCACCGGACGGACCACGGAGGCGGAGGUGACCACCUGUCCUCGGACGGCGACGGGGAUGGUUCCAAAUCGGAGCAUCACAUCACCGCCAGCAGCGGGCUGCACUACACGGCCGGAGCUCUGUACAGCUAUCCGAUCUAUCCGGGAUCGGCUGCCGCUGCUGCUGCAGCCGCCGCCGGCCAUGUCCUCCGAGUGCCUCCCCAGCGGGGACCGUGCAAUCCACUGGCCUGGUCCCUGCCGCCGCUACAUCCGGCCGCGUUGGCUCACCAAGCCGUCAAGGAUCGACUAGCCGCAGCAUUUCCCAUUGCCCGCCGGAUCGGUCACCCGUACCAGAACCGAACGCCACCGAAGCGGAAAAAGCCGCGCACCUCCUUCACCCGCAUCCAGGUGGCCGAGCUGGAGAAACGGUUCCACAAGCAAAAGUACCUGGCAUCCGCGGAGCGAGCCGCACUAGCGCGCGGUUUGAAGAUGACCGACGCCCAGGUGAAGACGUGGUUCCAGAACCGGCGGACCAAGUGGCGGCGCCAGACAGCGGAAGAACGCGAAGCGGAACGACAAGCGGCGAACCGGUUGAUGCUGUCACUUCAGGCGGAAGCCCUGAGCAAAGGAUUCGGACAGCCACCGCCGUCGGCAGCGCCACCGGCGAGUGCCCCAGGGGCUCCACUGGCAGCCCUGCAUGGGCUGCAACCAUGGGCCGAAGCGCAUACCGCCGGUUGCUGAAAAGGCAUCUUAGAAGUACUCGGAUCGGACGCAAACGGUGUUAGCAAUUUUACGUAAUAACUAGUAAAUGACAAUUUCUUUGUGAUACAAUUGGGAAGGCGAGUUUGUUAUCUAGAGUUACUAAGCAGAAGUUUUCUUUUGUACUCUCUCUCUCUCCCUCUCUCCCUCUUUAUGUAAAAAGUUCACUGUACAAAGUAAGCAAGAAUUUAUUUUACUAUGUAAGAUAUACCGACCUAAGUUCGAUGUAGAUCCAUCUUGGUAGAGUUUUGAGCCGUACUACGAGGCAAAGAGGUUUACUUCCAUUGGCGGUGGAUCACGCCGCCGGUUUGUACAGUUCAAGUUAACACAUCUUUACAGACGUCAGUAUUUUUUUCUCUGGUAACUGAACGAGAUUCCUUGCCGGGGUGAAACAUUCCACAAAGAGCUAAACUAUCCAGUUAAUCAAUCCUCCCCGGCAUGAAGGAGGGAAGCAAUUAGACAAGCGCUAGCGAUACUUUAGACAUACAUAAUCCAGCUCGGAAAACCCUCAGUUUAAAGACGGUUUUCGCGGGUAUUUUACGUAACCAGCGAACAUAGUAUGAACCACAACAAAAAAUGAAAAUAAACACUGUACAGCUCACAGCAGAUU